UCUGCACUUAUCACAGGGUAAUACAUGUUAGGACUCCAUAUGGAAAAGUUGCCUAAUCUGAAUUAUAGUGUGUAGCCGAAUGGACCUCUCUAGCCCUGAGAGCAUUUCACCUUUACCUGGACAUAAGCAAUGCCUAGAUGUGGAGAAGAGUGACAGUUCGCAUGAGAGCCAGGGAAAGGUCUCAGAAGAAGAAGUGUCAUCCAAGCUUCUUUUUUAUACAUUUGUGCCGGAGCUGAAGACAUUGCCAAUUAAAAUCACGCUCACAGAGGCUGCGAAAACAGGACUACUUACAGGCAAACCAAAUAAGAAUUUAGGAGUUCCCAAGCAGAAGGUGACUGAAGACACCAUGUCGGACGGAGGGCUUUUCAAGGCGGAGGUGAUCUAUAUCAGGGACUGUGAAAAACGUGGAGCAGGGGACAUGGUCCAACAGGAGACAAAUACUUGGUUGAUAUCUCCUCCUGAUCACACAACCCCACCCCAGACCCCUCCCCCUAUCAAUGCCCAGGCAGAAAAUACAGCCUACCAUUUUGUAUCCGGGCCCGCUACUAUGGAAACAGCUGUUAACAAACACCAGGGCAUUUAUCAGCAGCAGUGUCACAACACCCCUGUGGGUGCUGAGGUCAGCUCGGGUCUCUUUUUAAAUAGAGCGUCUGACUCCGAUGAGAGACUAAGCCCCGCUAACUCCACAGACCUGUUUCCUGCUUCUUCAAAGAGUCAGAGUCAGGAGUCCAUCCUCUCUGAGAGCUGGGACAAAGACAGGAGCUGGUCUGCACUGCAAAUGUCCCCAGAGACUUCCCGCGCAGUGUCGCCGUGCUCCUCAGUGAGAUCUGGCAUGUUCACCCCCUCUGUGGUGCGAGUCAAGAGACACUCCCUAGAACCUGGCUCCAGUUUAGUCCACAUGCCGCCAACCUGCUUCUCACCACCUUGUUGUGAAAGUCCCUCCUUGUCCCCCUGUCCCCUGUCCCCCCGCUCCCGCCACAGGCCCCCUCCCACGCGGCUCUCCCUGCUAACGGCUAUCCUCCGGAAGGGCCGCCUGCCAGUCCUGUCUCCUACUCUGACUCUACAGAGACCCUACUCCCCCUGCUGGCCCAUUCACCAUGGGACUUCCUGUAAUGCCUGCUCUGCAGCCUCCAGUGUGGCCUCUAUUCCCCUGGAGGUGUUCUCAUCCAGAGCCCAGUCCUCAGCCUCCAUACACAGCCCAGCUCAGAGCUACCGUCACAGGGACGGAUGCGUGUUAGAGUCCCUUAGGUCUGUCAAUGCACCCCCGUCCAUAGAGUCUAAGGAGCUCUCCACCUCAUGGAGAAUGGUUGGCCCUCAUAGCCCACCAUUAAGACAUUCGGAUGAACUGAAAUCAAACAAUGGAAUUAUCUCUGAGAGGGUCACCUCCCCCUCUUAUCGAAGCCUUGGGGUUUCACCAGUCCCACCGUUGUCUCAACCGUUCCCUCAGAACCUCCCCAAACCAGUGGACUACACCAAAGUUCCAAGUCCACCUCUGUACUCAUCACACUCAAGACUCAGACAUCUGUCUCCUGAGCCACUCAACAACUCAGUAAACUCAAGACUUAACUCAUUGUCGCCUGAGCCGAAACCAGUUAAGAACAAGGGGGCUUCUGAGCCCCACAAUUCAAAUCAACCUCUCUAUUUGUCACACUCAAGACUUAAAUGUCUGUCUCCUAACCCAGCUCACAACCAGGGGACCUCUGCAUGUCAACCUCUUUACUCAUCCUUCUCAAAGCUCAGGUCACUGUCUCCCGGACCAGUAAACACCUCAUCAAACUCAACACUCGACUCACUGUCUGCCGAACCUAAACCAGUUAGCAAGAACCUUGUACAAGCUCUGAAUUCUCACCUACGGUCAAAGCUCAGCUUUCUGUCUUCUGCACCUGCUAAUAACCAGGAGACCUUUAAGGCCCUCGUUACGUCUACACCUGAAGUUUCCUCCAUGGGGACCUCUAACAAUCGGGGGACCUCCAUGGGGACCCUUAACACCUGGGGGACCAUAAGGCCCCCCGUUUGGAGUCCACUGCCCUACUCAUGUCUUUCCAGGCUGUCUCCUAAACCUAGCUCUCUCUCCUGCUGUGCCCCAGAGGGCCAUCUUUCUGCCCCAUCCCACUCACCCAGUGGCACAGUUUCCUCUGCACAGAGGCACACAGAUGCAAUAUCACCAACCCCAUUACAGAACGGCCUGAAAACACCUCCCCACUCGAGGCUGCAACUCAGUGUCUCCCCAGCCACCAGAGCUUUCCACCUCACUCCCACCCUCUACACACCCCCAGGAUGUCCAUCACCUAAGCCCCCCACUCCCCCCACUACACCCGACCGCUUCACCCUUUCCCCCUCUCCGGCGCCCCCGACCCGUGACCUCACCCCGUCUCCCUCUCUCUCCCUGCGCUCCACGCCCUCUCCAUGCCUAUGGAGGGAGAUGUCAGACUCCCUUGAGACAAAAAGAAAGCCACACAAGAUCAAGUUAAGCUACAAAGCCCUCGCUGCAAUUCCCACAAACACCCUUCUGUUGGACCAGCAGGCAAUUGAUGAUCAAGUGGACAAAGAAGGAGAUUCACAGGACCCAGUGGACAUACGUAAGCAAGAAGACACACAUGCAGAGAUGUGUUCCCCUGCACAGUUGCGAAAGCAGUCAAAAGAUCUGUAUGCUGUCAUAGACCAAGUGUUAGAAGACCCCAUUCCAAUGCGCCAAGUAUCUCCUGCCCUUGCACACCCCAGGGAAUCAAGGGACAAAUGUGCACCAAAGCGGUACACAUCAUUGCCAAGGUCAUUGGGACGUGAAACUAAAUAUGCAACCUUCAACCUACAACCGUCUGUUGAGAGAAAACUGGCAGAUACCUAUAAGACCAAGCCUGGGGUAAUUCGACCUGCCAAUAUUAUCCCAAGAUUGCCAGAGGAAAAUUAUGAUGAAGUGUUUCAUCCAAACCCCUUCAAGCAAUAUCUGGAAGAGUUGACUGUCAAUGACCAGAACAAGUCUACUCACCCCAUUGUGACAAUCCAUGAGAAUGAGGCGCUGAUGUCCAAAAAGAUCGGGGCAGGUGGCAACGUAAGCUCUGGCAACCUGGCAUUGAACACAGAGAAGACAAGCGAGAGUAACUCAACAACAGAAGAGGAAGACAACAUCUCAAUCUCUUCACUGCUGAUCACUGAAUCUGACCCUGCAAAAGAUGGAUCCUGGCAAGGUGGUGCGACCUCUUUCAACCCUACCAAUGUAAAGAUGGAAGCCUUUGAGACGCACAUUUAAGUUGUUUGUGAGAUAAAUGGGUGACAAAACAGAAAGGUGUAGAGAGUAAGGUAACACUUUAUUUUAAGGUUCUGUAAUAAACCAUUUAUAAGGCAUUUUUAAAGUGUGAGUUCACCAUUUAUUAAUCAUUGCUCCCACAUUAAUACAUCAUUUACUAAUCAUUAGUAAAGUAUGUUUGCAGCCCCUAAUCUAAAGUGAGUGCUAUUUAUGCUUUACAAAUACCUUAUAAAUGUUUUUGAGUGACCAGUGUAAUUUCUAACAAAAAGAUGGGCAUGCUAUUGGUAGACGUUCCAGCAGCACCAGGUAAAAUAAUAAGUACAUAACACAGGAUAUUUAAGGAAAUAUAUAUAUACACAUUUGUGAGUAACUUACUAACAUUUACAAAUAUGGGAAUAAUGAUUAAUAAAUGGUGGGCAUACGGUUUGUAAUCACAUUAUAAAUAGUUUAUAAAUGUCUUUAUUACGGACCUUUAAAAUAAAGUGUUACAGAGAGUCAUUCCCUAUAGUAUUGACAAAGAGGACUUGUGAUCAUUAUUAGCAGAUGUGGCAGUAUGCAAUAAAUUCAACUGCUUUUGCUAUUGUAUAAACAUUUAUGAAAUGCAAAAAUGUUCUGGAGAUUGUGAAACUAUAUGCACCGCUGGGAGGAAAGAUAAUACUUUUUGAACUGAUUGAUUAUAAUUAUUUAAUCAUUCUGAUUUGUAUUUUGGGAUAAAUUAACUUGUUCCAACAUUGAAUAAAACAUUUUGUAAUCUUUUCAAAAAGUUUGUUUGAUUACUGACAUUGUAAAAUACAUGAGAAUAAACAUUUUAUGAUACAUAUUGCAAGUACA
This is a messenger RNA of Coregonus clupeaformis (lake whitefish), 4075 nucleotides long. Its product is annotated as muscular LMNA-interacting protein. Gene Ontology annotation, biological process: negative regulation of transcription by RNA polymerase II. The transcript is spliced from 13 exons. Bases 80 to 3247 code for a protein of 1055 amino acids. The record is from RefSeq and is a predicted model, not a curated record. Gene Ontology annotation, cellular component: nuclear envelope; sarcolemma; PML body. NCBI's taxonomy places the organism in Eukaryota, Metazoa, Chordata, Actinopteri, Salmoniformes, Salmonidae. Gene Ontology annotation, molecular function: transcription corepressor activity; lamin binding.